This is a messenger RNA of Diplodia corticola, 783 nucleotides long. RefSeq lists its product as uncharacterized. NCBI's taxonomy places the organism in Eukaryota, Fungi, Ascomycota, Dothideomycetes, Botryosphaeriales, Botryosphaeriaceae. Bases 1 to 783 code for a protein of 260 amino acids. The record is from RefSeq and is a predicted model, not a curated record. The transcript has a single exon.
AUGGCGUCGCCGCCGCCCCCGCCCCGCCGCAACCCCCAGCGCAAAGCCAAAACGCAGGCAGCUAAAAAGGCCGCCGGCGAUCCGCAGGAUGACGACAACGCUCAAGGUCCUGACUCCUCGAAGAUGAACAUCAACAACAGCAGCAGCGAAGACAACAAAGCCAAGGAACCCGCGGAAGAAAAAGAGAGAAUCAGCCUCAGAGACAUCCUCCUCAAAGCGCCAUUGGCUACGCCGCCACCGCCGCCGCCGCCGCCGCCGACGGGGGCUGCGAAGACGGGCACUACGAAGACCGGAGCGGCGAAGACCGGUGCAGCGAAAACCAGCGCAGCGAAGAAGGGAGCAUCCGCGAAGCCGGGCGCCAGGGUGACGAAGACGACGGCGCCGAGCACGACGAAGAAAGCCGGCAAUGGCACAGCGACGAAGACGGCGAAGAAGACGGGGACGGGUCGGCCGCGCGGUGCUGCUACUGCCGCCGCCGCUGCUCCUGCUCCUGCUCCUGCUCCUGCUGCAGCGCUUCCGGCUGGUGCUGGGAAGCCGCCGCCGCCGCCGCCACCGCCGCCGUCGUCGUCGCCAUUGUCGUCGGUGCGGUCGUCGUUGUUGUUGUCGUCGCGGUCGCCGGCCGAGGUGGCGCGGCCGCAGAAGGGCGCGGCGGGGAAGACGAAGCCGCAGCCGCAGGCGGCGGGGAGGGGGCGGGAGGGGGUCGGUAAGGAGGCGAGAAGUGUUCAGGCGGCGGGGGGCAAAGCUGCGAGGGCAGAGGGGAAGGUUGCGAAGAGCAGGAAAUGA